Molecule: messenger RNA, 678 nt
Organism: Heterobilharzia americana
Lineage: Eukaryota; Metazoa; Platyhelminthes; Trematoda; Strigeidida; Schistosomatidae
Source: the annotation of a GenBank genome assembly
AUGACAACAGUUGACCAUCUUUCCAACACUGGCAGUACUGGUAUAGAUCAAAAAUAUUACGAUUGCUUAAAUACACCUCAUGCCUGUGUUUUUACUAACUAUUUAAACGUUUGUUGGAAAGAACCAGAUUCGGUUCUUUGUGCUCUCAACAAGAUUGAAAAUUCUUUUAACGCCCUACUGACUCACGGAGACGUUUGUAAUGAUACUUGUUCGUGCAUUACAACCAAUAUUGAACGUCUUAUUGGUGCGUUGAUUUUCUCGUUAUCAUCUGAGGACAUUCUAUGUAGUCGUUCAGCCACACAAAAUUUGAGACUGAUUUUGCGCGUGACAUUGUUUUAUUUGAAGCUUCCUAGGUUAGACAUUUGUGUUAAUUCCCUGAUUCGUCACGGUCUAUCCCUUGCUGUUCAUCCUAGCGUUAGGUUAUCACUGUGUACAGCGCUUCCACAAAUACUUACCUCAGAUUUAUUUCAUUCAUAUAACAAGAAAGAUGUCGCCCAGGACUUCGAACCAUCCUAUGCAGUUUGGUUGACUGUUUUAUUUCAUCUUCCGGCAGCAAAUCUGCCUACAAGUAUGCAUUUAUUUCUUUGCUCAGAAUUUUCGGGGAAGAUUUCUUCACUUUUUUCCACGAUAUCUGGAAACGUAAAAAUGCUGAUGGGAUUUUGUCCAGCGUACAUUUAA